CGGACUGACUCGCAUCCGACGGGCCAUCCGGCAGCGAGCCUUAAGAAGAUGAAGAGAGCCGCCCUCGAGGCCCCCGAGAAGCACGACGAGGCCACCCCGACGACGUGCAGCUCACUCCCCGCCCGUCUCCCGCAGCAGCACGAGGAAAGCCAGAUCGCACGCACGAGCCUCGAGAGGAGCCAGAAUGUCCGACAAAGACAAGGCCACGGGGCGUCCGUCGCUGGAGCACUACGACGAUGAUGCAAACGACAAGCCGGCCGCCGCCGGCGCCCUCAGCGUCGGCGUCAACGUCAUGCCCGCCAGCCUGGCCGCGCUGAGCCAGGAGGAGUACGACCGGCUGGGCAAGCGGGCGACGCUCAAAAUGGAUCUGGUGAUAAUGCCCAUAAUGGUGAUAAUGUACAUUUUAAACUAUUUGGACCGCCAAAACAUCGCCUCGGCCAAGCUGGCCAACAUCGACAAGGACCUGAACCUUAGCACUGUCGACUACCAGACGACCGUGUCCAUCCUUUUCGUCGGCUACAUCCUGAUGCAGAUCCCUUCAAACAUGAUUGUCAACAAAAUCGCAUGGCCUGGGCUGUACAUCUGCGCUGGAAUGGGGGCAUGGGGUAUCAUCAGCGCUCUGAUGGCCGUGGUGCAUAACUACGGUGGACUGCUCGCCGCGCGCAUCUUCCUCGGCUUCGUCGAGGCCAUCUUCUUCCCCGGAGCGCUCUACUUCCUGUCGCUCUUCUACAACCGCCGACAGUUCGCCUUCAGGACCGCCAUCCUGUACUCGGGGUCGCAGCUCGGCAACGCCUUCGGCGGCCUCUUCGCCAUCGGCAUCCUGAACCUCGACGGCCGGCAGGGGCUCGCGGGCUGGCGCUGGCUGUUCCUGGUCGAGGGCGUGCUGACGACGGCGCUCGCCAUCGCCUUCGGCUUCGUGCUGCCCAACUCCAACAAGAAGAUUGCGACGCUGUCGGAGCUCGAGUGCGAGUGGGUGCAGUGGAACUUUGUGUCGGACCAGGGGCAGGAGGACAAGUCGGACGAGAUCACAGCCAUAAAGGGCCUGACGCUGGCGCUGACCGACGUCAAGACGUGGCUGCUGACCGGGAUUCUAUAUUCGACCUACAUCGUCGGGGCCGUCGUCAACUUCUUCCCCUCUGUGGUGGGCGGGCUGGGAUACGACCGCAACACGACGUACGGGCUGACGGCGCCGCCCUUUGUGCUCUGCGUUUUCUGCAUGCUCCUCAACGGGUUCCACUCGGACCGGACGCAGGAGCGUUUCUGGCACAUCGUGGCGCCGCUCUUCGUGACGCUGGCGGCCAACAUCAUGGCCGUGUCGACGCUCAACACGGGGGCGCGCUACACGGCCAUGAUGCUGCUGCCGGCGUCCUUCUACUCGAGCGCCGUGGUGACGCUGUCGUGGAUCACGGGCACGCUGGCGCAGCCGGCCGCCAAGCGCGCCAGCGCCAUCGCCCUCAUCAACGCGCUCUGCAACACGCCAAACAUCUGGGCCAGCUACCUGUACGGCGGCGCCCCCCGCUACCUCGUCGCCUUCAUCGUCAACCUGGCCGCCACGGGGCUCGCCAUCGGCUUCGCGGCCGCCACGCGCGUCUACCUCGGCCGCCAGAAUGCAAAGAUUGAGCGCGGCGAGGACCUAGGCAAGAACGGGCCGACGCCGGCGCAGGUGGCGGGCGGGUUCAAGUACCUGCUGUGAGCAGCGUCGGCGGUUGGGUGGCUUUCUUGUCUGGCGAUAGAAGAGAUGGUCUUUGCCGAGGGAGGAGUGGCCAGUCGAGUAGAUGAGGUAGGAUGAGUGUGCAUUCUCACUGCAGACCACCCACACACAGUAGGUGUGCAGUGUGCAGUGGUACUGAAGGGUCAGGAACGGCUCUCUGUUAGCUCAAUGAAGAUGACAGGCAGGUGUAAUGAAUCAAUCCCGACUGCAAAAGUUUUUAU
Gaeumannomyces tritici R3-111a-1 is the source of this 1932-nucleotide messenger RNA. Its product is annotated as nicotinamide mononucleotide permease. Gene Ontology annotation, cellular component: membrane. Gene Ontology annotation, molecular function: transmembrane transporter activity. Gene Ontology annotation, biological process: transmembrane transport. The record is from RefSeq and is a predicted model, not a curated record. The transcript is spliced from 4 exons. The coding region runs from base 185 to 1693 and encodes 502 amino acids. Lineage: Eukaryota; Fungi; Ascomycota; Sordariomycetes; Magnaporthales; Magnaporthaceae.